AUGGCUUCGGAAAAAAGUACACUGAUUUUCUUGGUUAUGCUUGCUUUAUGUGGCGUUUGUUUUGGUGUUGUGUAUAGAGUUGGUGACUCUAGUGGGUGGUCUUCUAGAGGCCUUGUUGAUUACAACGAGUGGACUUCAACAAAAGACUUCUAUGUUGGCGACACAAUCAUAUUUGCUUACAACAAUCAAUUCCACAACGUGAUGCAAGUUACUAACCAAGAUUACGAAUCUUGCAACCCUACUUCUCCGAUCGCAGUCUAUACCUCGGGAUCUGACAACAUCACCCUUGAUGGGCCUGGCAACUUUUACUUUUUGUGUGGUGCUCCUGGCCAUUGUCAAGCCGGACAAAGGGUGGAGAUCAUGGCCACCCUACCUACACCAGAUGGCUCUUUUGUAAGUCCAAGCCCGGCACCUUAUGGAUCCUCACCUUCAGCUUCUCAUUCAAAAGUGUCGCCAAGCUCUGAACAAAGUAGUGGUCCUGCUCCUCAUUCUGAAAUGAUGUCGCCAAGCUCAGCUCUAAGCAUUCAUUUUUCGAAACUUGGGUUGGGUGUCACCGUGUUUGUGUUAUCUACUCUUUUGGGUCCUGUAUUUUAG
Messenger RNA from Prunus dulcis (almond), 594 nucleotides. RefSeq names its product chemocyanin-like. The record is from RefSeq and is a predicted model, not a curated record. Gene Ontology annotation, molecular function: electron transfer activity. The coding region runs from base 1 to 594 and encodes 197 amino acids. Gene Ontology annotation, cellular component: plasma membrane. The transcript has a single exon. NCBI's taxonomy places the organism in Eukaryota, Viridiplantae, Streptophyta, Magnoliopsida, Rosales, Rosaceae.